AUGGCGUGUCUAACAGAUGAAGAUAAGGGAGGGUUUAAAGAUGAGAAAGGUCGAUUGCCAGGACAGUUGGGAAGGGUGAAACAGGAGGAAGCUCCAGGACCGAGAAACGAAAUCGUUAUGAACCCUAGGAUAUCACAUGUCCAGUACCACGCUCACUCCCCUCUACCCGGUGACACCACUCAAUUCUCCAUCCUCACCGUCUCCCCUGAUGGAGAACGAGAAUAUCCACCUGGUCAGACACCCGUCGUCUCUCGGUCACCUUCAAUCCAGAGAGACGAAUACGAAAAAGCCAUAGGACGCACCGUGUCAGAAGGGGAAUGGACGGACGCUUUGCGUGUCGGUGGUGGAGAUAGAACAUCUAGGUGGAGUUCGUUUAGAGAUAGCAAAAACAUCCAUGAUCAUGACUCAGAAUAUCAUUCUGAUGCCGACGCCCAUGAACAUGCGCAGAACAAAUGGUCUCUUUUACGAUCAAGAGUUCUUCCUCAUCGAAGUAGCACCGGACCAAAUCCCACCCCUGGUAAAGUUACAGCCCUCGCCCCUACAGCCGUCGCAUCAGUACCAAUAGCCACCGAACUCUUCGCCGGUCAAUUACCAGUGAUGAUGCUCAAAACAUGGUUGGACAGGGACGAAGAUGGCCAUCGUGCCGUCCCUGUUCUUCUUGGAAGUUUACGUUUCAGAGUGGGUGAUAGUGUUGGUUUAAAACCUGGUAAUCAAACUGGAAAAGAAAUGUUCAAAAUCGAAUGUGAAUAUGGAGAUGGGGCUGUGAAAUGGGUGAUUUUCAGAGAAUUAAGAGAUUUCGUUUCACUUCAUGCUCAUUACAAAGCUUCGAAUUUCGGUUCUAAAGUCACAGGAUUGAGAUCUAGUAGAGGGGUUGAAAUACCGGAUUUCCCAAAGAUGAGUAUACCUUAUUUGAAUAGACUGGGAUGGGAGAAAAGUGAAAAGGGUGAGAAAUGGGGAAGAGCGGAAUAUGCCGAAGCUAGUAGAGGUGCUUUGCAAAAGUAUUUGGUGGAGUUGAUACGUGCUGUGAUCUUCCGUCCAGAAUCUAACCGUCUCUGUAAAUUCUUUGAACUCUCCGCUCUCACCGUAUCCCUCGCUCCUCGUGGUGGCUUCCAAGGAAAAGCGGGCUUUCUGAGACUACCGGGAAGUAACACAUCUCGUCGUGCCAACCAACCCGGCCUCACACCCACAUCUUGGAUCCAUAAUCGCUCUCCUAAGUGGUUCAUCGUGCGAGAUUCGUACUUCGUCGCUACCGACGGUCCAGAGUCAUUGGAAUUAUACGAUGUGUUCUUGAUCGAUUCUGAUUUCGCCAUUGAACGGCCUAAAAGAGUAUAUAGGACUGGAUUCAAUCUUCUAUCAGGAAGGAAUUUGAAGAAGGGAAAAUUACACGACCCUACAUCCGACGCAGGAGCCAUAGACCACGUUGAUACUGAAAACCCACACGAUCAAGAUAUCAUAGCAGCAUCAGGAGAAGGUAAAGGUCCUCGAGCGGAAGAAAUGAAAGACGAAAGGGAAAACGAUGCUUCUCAACAUACAUUCUUCAUCGUAAAUUCUCAACGUAAACUUAAACUCGUCACUCGAAACGCGAGACAAAUGCAUCAGUUCAUAGUUUCAAUGGAACGUAUAGCCGCUCAAUGCGUUUGGUCAGGAAGGAAUCGAUUCGAUUCUUUCGCUCCUUUACGUAUCAACGUUGCGGCUCAAUGGUUGGUUGAUGGAAGGGAUUAUUUUUGGAAUUUGAGUAGAGCUAUGAAUAUGGCAAAAGAUAGGAUUUAUAUACAUGAUUGGUGGAUCAGUCCGGAAUUGUAUCUACGUAGACCUGGUGAUGAGAGGUAUAGGUUGGAUAAUCUUUUGAAGAGAAAGGCAGAGGAGGGUGUGAAGAUUUUCAUCAUCAUCUAUAACGAAGUAUCAGAUAAAACCACACCCGUAGAUUCCCUUUACGCAAAGCGCACUCUCUCUUCUCUUCAUCCAAACAUCCUAGUCCAACGUUCUCCAUCACAUUUCCAAACGGGUACUUUUUACUGGUCUCACCAUGAAAAACUUUGCGUGAUCGAUGAAACUAUAGCAUUCAUGGGUGGUCUAGAUUUAUGUUAUGGUAGAUGGGAUACAUCUCAACACGUCUUGACUGAUGAAGAUCAUUCAUCUCAAGAAGGUCCAGAUGGUCCUGUAUGGAGAGGAAAAGAUUAUUCCAAUGAAAGAGUCAUGGAAUAUUCAAAUUUAGAUAAACCUUUUGAAGAUAUGUUUGAUAGGACUAGUGUACCAAGGAUGCCUUGGCAUGAUGUUGGAUUACAAUUGGUAGGACAUCCAGCUAGGGAUUUAUGUAGACAUUUCGUUCAGAGGUGGAAUUUGCUGAUUAGGACGAAGAAUCACAAACGUCAAAUGCCUUUUCUCCUCCCUCCACCCGAUUUCACAGAUAGAGAAUUAGGAGAUCUACAAUUGCAAGGAACGUGUGAAGUUCAGAUUUGUCGAUCCGUGGGACCAUGGUCAAUGUCCACUUUGACAAAGAUUGAACAUUCGAUUCAGAACGCUUAUUGCAAGUCCAUCGAGCUCUCUGAACACUUCGUCUACAUCGAGAACCAGUUCUUCAUCACCUCCACCGUCGUGGACGGAGUGCGUAUCCAAAACGGUAUCGGUGACGCCCUCGUCGAGCGUGCUAUCCGGGCUCAUAGAGAAGGCACCAAAUGGCGAGCGUGCAUAGUCAUCCCUCUAUUACCAGGCUACACUUUUCCCAUCGACUCGGACAAGGCAUCCUCCGUCCGACUCAUCCUCGAAUGCCAAAACCGUACCAUUUCUCGUGGCACCCAUAGCAUCUUUUCCCGUCUACGAAAAGAAGGCAUCGAUCCGGAUGAAUAUAUUACCUUCUUUUCCCUCCGCGGAUGGGCAAAGUUCAAGAGUGGGACGUUGACCACGGAACAGGUUUACAUACAUGGGAAAACCAUGAUUGUGGAUGAUAGGUUGGUUUUGUGUGGAUCGGCCAAUAUCAACGAAAGGAGUCAGAGAGGUGAUAGGGAUUCGGAAUUGGUGGCUGUGGUGAGAGACACAGAUAUGGUCGAUAGUACCAUGGGUGGUAAACCUUUCAAAGUUGGACGUUUCGCUCAUACACUACGAAUGCGUCUCAUGCGUGAACACGUCGGCGUAGAUGUCGAUUCUAUAGAAGAAGAUCAACUCAUGUCACGUAAACCUAUAGCGGAAGAUGAAGAUAUCGAAACUUGGGAUCCGGAUCACGAACAAGAAGAUGAAGACAUCACGCGUGGAAUCACUACGGUCAAAAGACGUACUGCUAAAGAUCGUCUUGCGAGAACGUUUGAAACAGGUGUAUCAAGUUUGACCAAAGGUGUCAGCGAGAGAGUAGCAGCGGAAGUUCGACAAGGUGCUAAUAAAAUUAUACAUCCUCUUUCUGCCGCUGUCAAAGGUCAAACGGCACGUUCAAGUGCUGGUGCAGCGGAAGAAAGAGAGGAUACAGAUGAAAACGGAUUGCAUGAAGGUUUCGCAAGUUCCGUCGUACCCACUUUAGAGGAAAAGACUAUCAUGGAGAGAAGACCUUCGGCGAGACAUGCGAAUGGAACUCCGUUGUUUGAUUUGAUCGAGGAGGGUCAAGCUGGAUCACCGCCACCGGAGGCGAAAGUUCCCGAAGGGGCGAAGAAAGAUGAGACGGUGGAUGGUGAGGGUAAUGAGAGUGGAGUGCCGAGAGUGAGGAGUGAUGAUGAAGGGGACGUGUUUGGAACUCCGGCAAAAGUUGAGGGGACGGGCGGUUCUGAUGAAUCUCAAAAGGAUAGUGAGGAUGCAGAUGAGGAUUUAGAGAAUGGGAAAGGCGGACAAGUGGACGCUAGAAGGACACUCAGAAGACAUCUAGAAGCCAAAGUGACGAGUUCACCUUGGUCAAUGCCUACACCUACGCCGAAAAUCAACCCGAACAGGCUUCAUGAUCCCCUCGAAGAGACGUUUUGGAAGGAUAUGUGGGUGGCGGUGGCUGUGCACAAUACUGAAAUCUACCGCAAGGUGUUCCGAUGCGUGCCUGACGACCUCGUCACCUCCUGGGCGGCAUAUAAAGCUUUCGCCAGUCACGCAGAAAAGUUCAACCGUCGUCCUGAAGAUGUGGCCGGUCCAGGACAUGCAGAACCGGUGAAAGUGGUGCAUGAUGGACCUGGGACUCAUGGGGCCGGUGGUGGAGGGUCAGGCGGUGGACAUGUGGGUGAAGAAGGGCAAGGUGGAGAACCGAGCGAAGUGGUCGGUGGGGACGUCGGUGGGAGGGAGAAGGAUCCCGCUGCUACGUCUGGUGGUGAUGAGGAGAGAAGAGGGAGUGAUACGAGUCAUGCAGAUCCGGGAAGGGAACCUAGUGGUCCGGAUGAUGCGUGGAAUGAAUGGGAGGUGAAAGAGAUGGAAGAGUUGUUGAAUGAGGUCCGGGGGCAUUUGGUCAUCUACCCUACUCGAUUCCUCGAAGCGGAAGAUUUAGCCAACAACUUUUUGUUCAACGUUAGUCCGUCAUGUGUAAGAAAACAGUUUAUUGACAUGGUAGUCUGA
This is a messenger RNA of Tremella mesenterica DSM 1558, 4515 nucleotides long. RefSeq lists its product as uncharacterized. Gene Ontology annotation, molecular function: D-type glycerophospholipase activity; phosphatidylinositol binding. Gene Ontology annotation, biological process: cell motility; phosphatidic acid biosynthetic process; intracellular signal transduction. The record is from RefSeq and is a predicted model, not a curated record. Bases 1 to 4515 code for a protein of 1504 amino acids. The transcript is spliced from 12 exons. NCBI's taxonomy places the organism in Eukaryota, Fungi, Basidiomycota, Tremellomycetes, Tremellales, Tremellaceae.